Messenger RNA from Sphaeroforma arctica JP610, 419 nucleotides. Lineage: Eukaryota; Ichthyosporea; Ichthyophonida. The record is from the annotation of a RefSeq genome assembly.
AUGUCUAUGAUAUCAUGUCUCACCUGGGUGGAGAGGGGGGUUGCCAGUGCAGUACCCGACAAGGUUGAGUUGGAAGGCGAUGUGCUUGAAGCCUUGAUCGAACAAACACGCUCAGCAUCACUUGAGGAAGAUGAUAGCGAUGGAGAUGAUGACGAAGACAAGAACGGUGAUGAUAAUGCGCCAAACGACGGGGGUAACCAUGGUAGUACAGAUUCACAGGAUGAUGGAGAUAUGGAUGAUAUGAAUGACGCUGACAUGGACGCAAGGCAGGUUGAGAUGAACGAGAGUGAUGAAGAGAGUGAGCAAUUUGACGACGUAGACAGUGACUCGGACGAUGGAACGGCAACUGGUCGCAUGACUGGGCUGGGAGGGCUGAUUGUGCACACAUCGACCACUCAGGAUCCCUACAUAACGAGUAA